AUGAAAUACCUUUUCUGGACAGCUGAUGCCAUAUCAUAUAAUGGAUAUAAGGUCUUGAGAGUAAACGCGCAUGGGCAUCCAUCUACUAUUAAGGGAAAACUCUCUGGCAUAUCUUACGAGCAAUGGAAUGAUGAUAUUUACAAACAUAUCGAUAUUAUAGUACCGCCCGAUCAGGUUUCCGCGUUUGAAGCACUUGGACUUGACUACCAAGUCAUGCAUGAUGAUCUAGGGGCUUCAAUUAGCGCAGAGUCCAUCUCAGGACGUGUUCAGGGCGGGAGAAGGCAAACCGGGGAUUUGUCAUGGUUUGAUUCGUACCACGCCUACGAUGACCAUAUCCAAUAUUUUAAGGAUCUCCAAGCCUCAUUUCCAAACAAUUCGGAGGUGAUAUCCUCUGGCACUUCAUACGAAGGGCGAGAUCUUUACGGACUCCAUCUAUGGGGCGCGAAUGGGUCUGGAAAGCCGGCAGUGCUGUAUCAUGGUAAUGUGCAUGCCAGGGAAUGGAUUACUUCACCAGUUAUCGAAUACAUUACCUUGCAACUAGUCACGGGCUAUCUCGGCAGCGAUGAUCUUGUUCGAUCUUUUCUGGAUAAUUACGAUUUCUACAUUAUUCCAAUAGUGAAUCCUGACGGGUUCGUGUAUUCUCAAACAACCGAUCGCCUCUGGCGCAAGAACCGGCAACCUCCCCCAUCCACCGGCAACCAAUCCUGCAUCGGCCGCGACAUCAACCGCAACUGGUCCUUCGCCUGGGACUCGAACCCCCUCGGCGCCUCCACGAACCCGUGCUCCCAAGCCUACAAAGGCGAGGCCCCCUCCGACACACCCGAGAAUCAAGGCCUCGACAAGCUCGUGCGCCAGCUCCGCGACAGCACCGGCAUCAAGCUGUUCAUCGACUGGCACAGCUACGGGCAGUACAUCCUCUCGCCGUUCGGCUACAAGGAGACGCUGUACGCGCCCGAGCUGGGGAAGUGGACGAAGGCCGCGGCGCUCGUCAGCGAGGCGGUCCGCGGCAGCGCGGAGGCGCAGACGACGUUCACGUUUGGGCCCAGCGGCGCGGUGCUCUACCCCACGACGGGAGCCGCGCCCGAUCAUGUGUAUAGUGUGGGCGGCGCGGAGUUCGCGUAUACGAUUGAGCUGAGGGAUACGGGGAGGUUUGGCUUUGUGCUCCCGCCCGAGCUGAUUAGACCGACGGCCGAGGAGCAGUGGGAGGGCCAGAAGGUGCUGCUGAGCUUGUUGGAUGAGGAUUUUUUUGAUGGGGAGGGGCAGGCUUAA
Hypoxylon fragiforme is the source of this 1269-nucleotide messenger RNA. RefSeq lists its product as uncharacterized. NCBI's taxonomy places the organism in Eukaryota, Fungi, Ascomycota, Sordariomycetes, Xylariales, Hypoxylaceae. Gene Ontology annotation, molecular function: metallocarboxypeptidase activity; zinc ion binding. The coding region runs from base 1 to 1269 and encodes 422 amino acids. Gene Ontology annotation, biological process: proteolysis. The record is from RefSeq and is a predicted model, not a curated record. The transcript is spliced from 4 exons.